This is a messenger RNA of Rhizophagus irregularis DAOM 181602=DAOM 197198, 753 nucleotides long. Lineage: Eukaryota; Fungi; Glomeromycota; Glomeromycetes; Glomerales; Glomeraceae. The record is from RefSeq and is a predicted model, not a curated record.
AUGGAUUAUGCAAACAAAGGUAAUUUAAGAGAAAACUUAACAAGAAUAAUCAAAAAUAAUUGGAAUCAAAAACUAUAUAUGUUGUAUGAAGUUAUUUCUGGACUUAAUAAGAUACAUGAACAAAAUCUUAUUCAUUGUGAUUUUCAUGAUGGCAAUAUUUUAAAUCAUAAUAAUGAUAAAGUUUAUAUUAGUGAUUUAGGAUUAUGUCAAUCUGUAAAAUCAUUUUUGAAAAAGUAUGAUAUUUAUGGUGUUAUACCAUUUAUGGCACCUGAAAUUUUAAGAGGUAAAUCUUAUACUCCAGCUAGCGAUAUAUAUAGUUUUUCUAUGAUUAUGUGGGAAUUUACAUCUGGGGUACCACCAUUUAACAAUAGAGCACAUGAUCUUCAACUUAGUUUAAGUAUUUGUAAAGGUGAACGUCCUGAAAUUAUUGAAAAUACUCCACAAUAUUAUGUUGAUUUAAUGAAAAAGUGUUGGGAUGAAGAUCCAUUAAAAAGGCCAUCUUCUAAAGAAGUGUUGAAUAUUAUUAAAGAAUGGAUAUUUCUUCCUUAUAGAAAGAAAAUUAGAGAUAUUAAUGAAGAAUUAAAAUGUAAUAUUUUGAAAUUUAUAAAUGCACCAAUUGGAUAUAAUAAUCUUGCUACUGAACCUCAUCCACAAGCACACUAUACAAGUCGCUUACUUGAUUUUACUAGUAAAGAAUUGAAUGAAAUUCUUGAAAGUGAAGAUUUGAAUGAUUGUAUGGUAUUAGGUAUGUAA